Molecule: messenger RNA, 3435 nt
Organism: Ascochyta rabiei
Lineage: Eukaryota; Fungi; Ascomycota; Dothideomycetes; Pleosporales; Didymellaceae
Exons: 3
Coding region: 1-3435 (1144 amino acids)
Molecular function (GO): ATP binding; ATP hydrolysis activity
Source: RefSeq, a predicted model, not a curated record
AUGAGCGGGACGCACCCCAAAGUGUCUGUUCAGACGGAGAGUGCGCAACAAGUGGAUGCAGAUGGGACUGAAAAUACCGAACAACACCCCUCGGACCCGGGCGUAGCGGACGGUCUUAACGAGCAAGACCCUUCAAAUGUCGACUUGUCUGCGGUACUUCGCGAAGUGGAAGAGUUACGCCAGAAAGUUGCUGAACUGGAGGAUGCGACCGUCGAACACGCUAAAAUCCUUGAAGAGAGUACAGAUGGGGAGAUAUCCGACUCUGACUUCGAAUUCGAGUCUGACGGUCGGUGCGAGCCGCCGUUCUCGGGGAACCCGUGGAAGAAGUGGAAACUCCGUCGUAAUGUUGCAAAGGGCAUUGUCCGCAAAGUUGACCACAUGCAACGAAGGCGUAAACGAAAGAAAAACGAGGUCGAGGCCUCCGAUGGCGAAAGCGAGGAUUCUGCUGCUCUGACCGUGCCAAAAAGGACGCCUCUUAUCAGCCGAUUGCACUGGAAUGAAUUUUCGAUCCUGGGGCCCAUUGCUACCUCUAACCGGGCUGUAUUGGAAGUACUUGUUGGAAUAUCUGGUGUUGAGUUUCCAGCCCCCAAAGCGCAGUUGUCCAAAAUCACAGUCACGAACUCUGCUUCGUUGCCGAUCUUUGUCAGACCAGAGGCCCUACCAGAGCGCAUUCGCAUCAACUCCAAUCUCCUGCUCAUGAUCCUUGGACAAGUGCAUGCUUCAGGAUUUUCAUUCGAGGGUGUGUGCCCUGUUGUCAUGGUCAGGCCUUUCAAAUUGAUUUUUUAUCAUCGGCACGGUAUUCAGAAACAGUAUCAGCAUUUGGUCGACACGCACAUGUCGAAGUCACCAGAUAAAGAUGUGCCUCGACAAAACAUUAUAGGGCUGACUUCACCGACACCGCCAAUCACUGAUAGUGCCAUGGACGCUACGUUAGAUAGUCAAAGUACCGCAGGCUCAGAUACGAUCAGCCCAGAUAAGGUACAGGAUAAGGAAGGUACAAGGUCCAGUACAGUCUUCAGGCUCCCAGGAGAUGCCCUAGGGUCCAAACUCGCACUGGAACACAUGCGACCCUUGAUAGAGUUUCUUGACCACUAUCUAUUACCGCGUCUAUCAUUCCUCGAAAGCGCAGAGUGUAAGAAGGUGACGUUUCCGGAUCUCUGGCUUUUAUUUGAGCCCGGUGGUGAAGUCAUUGAUUCCGAUGGUGAUCAGGCAUAUCGUAUCCACAAAGUCACCACUGCAAAACACAGAGCCGUUCCUUCCUGGAGUGGAAUUGAUGCAUGGACACCUGCGCCACCGCCAAGAAGAGGAGGCCAUGAGAGCGUGGAAAUCUCAGACAUCGUGCGUCCGUCACAGAAUCAACGUGAAGGAGAUGACAAACCGAUCAAGCUACACUGCGUUUAUAUUGACUCAGAUGGUUUCAGCAUAGGUCCCGUCACUAUGGUUUUCGAAAUCAGAGCAUUUGCGGGCGAAAAACUGGUUACCGACCUGCCAGUGUAUCCCUUGCGGUUCCGCACAACCCCACUCCAGAAGGAUGCCAGAGGAGUCUCUGCAACAGCCAGAGAUCAUAUCAAAGUACGUGAGGAGCUGAUCGAAAGAGGUAAAAAGUUUGUUCAAGUAGGCUUGACCCGUCAUGUGUAUUACGCUGGCCCCACUUUUGACCGCGAGAUGGUUGAUGGACAAGUGGUCCUCGACAACUAUCAGAUGUUUGGCAUUGACAAGGUCAAACAAGCUCCUAUACUGGACAGAUGGGUAGACAUCUCAGAGCCUGCGGUGGAGUCAGAAUCGGUGGCAUGUUUCGGACUUUGCUGCCGUUUCGAUAUAGUCUGGAGUGAACAAGACAUCGACAAGAGGCGCGAAAAUGACUUUUUGCGGACUCUUCUCCCUCCAGAACGCGAGGGACAGCCUUCAUUGGCCACCUUGGAACGCCCGGUUGCCGAUCUCAACAAUAAGCGAGACACGACGGCGCUCACCGACGAUGAGUAUUUGAUCAUGUCCAACCGAGUCUACGGUUUCGUGUUACGAACUAGACAAUGGGCCGAGUUAGACCUCAGACAUGUCACCGAGGUGAAUUACAGGCGGGACCGGCCUGAGACCACCUUAGCGCCCGGCGACAAAACAGCUACACACACUGCUUUCGACGACUUGGUACUUCCUCCAGGCCACAGAGAUGUUAUACUUUCCUUGGUGGCACAACAUUUCCGAGACGAAGAGCACCAUGAAGUCGACAUCUUCAGAGGUAAAGGUAAAGGGCUCAUCCUACUCCUACAUGGAGCUCCAGGUGUUGGGAAGACCAGCACAGCUGAAGGUGUCGCUGAGGCUUUUCGCAAACCUCUGCUCCAAAUAACGUGUGGCGAUCUUGGCUCCACAGCAAAAGAAGUGGAAAUAGCCUUGGAACGAAACUUUGCACUGGCCAGUCGAUGGGACUGUGUGCUUCUUCUCGAUGAAGCAGACGUCUUCUUAGCUUCCAGAUCUCGCGCUGUCAGUGGUGCAGAUUUUAACAGAAAUGCUCUGGUCGCUGUCUUCUUGCGGGUACUCGAGUACUACACUGGUAUCCUCUUCUUGACAACCAAUCGGAUAGGUGAUUUUGAUGAAGCUUUCGCCUCGCGGAUACACGUGAGUCUCGAGUAUCCACCGCUAGAUCGGAUGUCAACCGAAAAGAUCUUGGCGCUCAACAUUCGUUUGAUCAAAGACCGUUUCAAGAAGAACGAACGUACUCUCAAAAUUGAUGAGCUGAACAUUGGAUUCAGAUUUUUGGAGUACUGGCAGACGUACGAGAAAGCUAGACUGAAUGGCAGGCAGAUCCGGAAUGCUUGCCAAACAGCUCUCGCCCUUGCAGAGUUCGAGGCGCAAGGUGGCAGCCACGAAGCAGUCCUUGCACCCAACGCUACCGUCAGCCUCCAGUCAAAGCAUUUCGACACUGUGUUGAAAGCUUAUCGUGACUUCAACAAAUACCUGAAAGACAUAUACGGGACUUCCUCUGAGGAGCACGCUGGGGAGCUUGGUCUGAGAGCACGGGACAAAACACCAAAGAAGGUGAACACCGGUCGCUCUCCUGCACCAGACAGGAGCCCAUCUGCAGGUGGCUUUCCUGGAGCUCACCUCUACCACCAACCCCAUCCGACACAGAGCCAUCUAGCUCAAUCACAUCCUCCCCAGAUGUACCAAGCAUUGCCUCAGCAGCAGAGCUACCUAUUUCCAGUUUCGGGGCAGCAAAACUUUUCGGUACCGGUGCAAGACCCACACGCCUCCUUAGCAAAUUACCAAAGCACAGCCCUUCGCAGUGACGAUACGUCAUUGCCAGGAUUCGACCAUGGGACACGUCAGUCCGAACCUGACGCAGGUGCCGGCCAUGACCCUCAGUACCAGAUGCAAUCGUUCGGCUUGAGUCAUGGACAGCCAUAUUUCCAGCCAAUCCCAGGCAAUCCACGACAAUAG